Bacillus rossius redtenbacheri is the source of this 11643-nucleotide messenger RNA. Its product is annotated as serum response factor-binding protein 1-like. Gene Ontology annotation, biological process: maturation of SSU-rRNA. Gene Ontology annotation, cellular component: 90S preribosome; nucleus. Bases 3426 to 4550 code for a protein of 374 amino acids. The transcript has 6 exons. The record is from RefSeq and is a predicted model, not a curated record. Lineage: Eukaryota; Metazoa; Arthropoda; Insecta; Phasmatodea; Bacillidae.
UGAUGCGAAGGCCACCCCAAUCUCAUAGGCAACGGUUCUGCUUUAUUACUUGGUGCGGUUUUGACAUGAUUAAUUAUGGAUUUGACUAUGAAUAAAAAAAUAUUAAAUCAACAGUCUCUAAAUUAUGGACGGCAGAAAACGGCUGAGUGGAGCCGAGUACAGGAAAGCUGCCAAAGAGAAAAGGAAAAAAGAAAGCGAUGUGCUGUCGGCGACACCGAAAUUAGAAUCCUUUUUUAGAAAAACUAACAUCAGUGAAGAUGAACAAUCAAGAGAAAUAUCAGAUGUCACUGAAGUUGGAGAGGAAGAAAACCAGCAUGACACACUUCACAAGAAAAUGAGUGCUACUGGUGUAGUGAAUGAGGAUGAAUUUGUACCUCUUCCAGGAACUUCAACUGGUCUUCAAGAAACAUCCAAAAUAUAUUGUGUUGAUGCGAAGGUAUUCGAAGCAAGCUAGAGUUCACUUGGUCAGGAGACUGUUGCGAAGAGCUGCAGUCUUCAGUAAGAAGAAUGGAACUGAAGAAGCCAAGAAAAAAUUAAAGAGAAAGGCUGACCGUCUGAUUGAAGAAAUUUUGGUUCUGAAAUGUCUGGAAGCAAAAAUAUUUUCAUCACUGAAUUGAAGAUAGUAUGAUCUUUCCAAUGAAUCGUACUGUGUUUGUUCAGCUAGAAGUCUUAUCAUCCUUGAGAAUCCAAAUUUGUCUUGAGACUAAACAUAGUAUAUUGCAAUAACUUGGAGAAGUAACCAGAAAAAAACGUAAUAAUGGAUGCUGCAUAUCAUUGUAGUUUGGCAAAGAAGAGGAAGACAAUAAAUAAUCCUAGUUGAGUCCUCUGUACCUCGUCAUCAUCUGAAAAACUAGUACUUAUCUCAUCCAUCUAGUGAAACUGACAGGAAACUUGUGGAUUGCAUAGGUGAAAUACAAUGUUAUGGUGAUGAACAAUGCGAAAAUAUAGUAAACCAGUUUGAUGAUGAUUUUAGUGUUGAUUCUAUGAGAACACAAAAGAUUGCAUGGCAUAGUUCGUGUUAUCAACGUAUAACCCAUAAAAAGCAUAUUGGACUUUUAAGAAAGAAAUACGAGGAAAGAUUAAAUGAGCCAUUGCAAGAGGCAUGUGCAUCAAUCUCUGAAAGUUUUUCUAUCAAAUUAACAAGAUCUCAAACAAGGAACUAUAUAAAAGAACAGUAUUUUUUUGUGACAAGCGAGGUUCUAGAAGACUUAAAAUAAGAAAAAAAUCUACUAAUACUGCUGGGAAAAACUUGCGCCAUGCUGUUGAACUAAAUAAUGAUGACAUUUUACGAGUACGGCUUAGCGAAGCUGUAGACCCAAAUGACGCUCAUGCAAUUGACGUGAUGUACCACCCUAAAUGCUGGGCAAAAAAUGUCACUAACAUCCUUCGACCGAAGAAUACGGACACAAAUCAACAGAUUAAGUAUGUUGCUUCAAUGGCAGCAUGUGUAGAGUUUAUAAAUAAAUAUUGGAGCAGGAAAAAUAUCUUCAGGAAAAAUAUUUGGAAUGGAUGUCCUGGAAGAAACGUAUUUAAAUAUUUGUUCUUCAAACAAUGUACAGCGUAAUGCUAUGACACACAAACAACUUAAAGUUUUCAUUGAAACAGAACUAUCAGACAAAGACAGUGAAUUCUCUCGUCCAAACCAGGCUAACAAGCCGCAAAGAGUUUCAGUGAACUGUACUAGAGACAAACUGAUUGCUGAAGCGGAAAGUUGUGGCGAUGAAAUGAUGAGAGAAUUGAAUGUAUUGCUUGAAUCUGCAAGCAUUAUAAGAAAACACAUUUUUAAAGCAAAAUCAUGGACAUUUGAUGGUAUUAUUCCAGAAAGUCUCACAGAAAUUGUUCCACAAGAAAUUGAAAUGUUCUUUAAAUGGUGUAUCGCAGGGAAAAAUACCAUUAAUGAAAAUAAAAUAUCAAAGAACGAAGAUGUACAGAGACGAGCAAGCAAUAUGUCACAGACGCUCAUGUCAAACUGUGUUUCUCGAAGACAAGUAGAAAACAAAACAUCUUUAAGUUUCCAUCACAGUCGAGAACUAUCUCUUCAGGUGGCUUGUGGAUUAACUAUUCAUAAUACAACACAAAGUCAGUCUUUGAUCAAACUCAUGUAUAACAUUGGUUGCUGUAUUGAUUACUCAAGAGUCCUGAGAAUUGAAACAGAUAUUGCAAGAAGUGUGGUUAAUAGGAUUAUUAGUAGGGACAUGCAAAUUUCGCAUUUACGAUAAAACGAAUUUUUACGCGAAAUUUGUAAGUUUAACACGAAUAACCUCACUUUUACAUAAUUUCUGAUACCUUGAAUUUUUUGUGCGAAAUACGUCUGUUUACCACGAAUAACCACACUUUCCCGCCGUUUGGUAACUUAAAAAAAAAAAUAAACAGCCGUUGUCACCACUGAUAACACCAUCAACGUAAAGACUACACUUGCCAAUGUUUACGUUUUAUUAUUUAUUUGAUACGACGCGUUCUUGGCGAACUGCACUCGUGCACUAAUACGCUCACGUUCUCUCGAAGGCAUGUUUACAGAGUCAAAGAGUAAUGUACAGCCAUUUUGUUGGAUAUUUUGUGCAUUACAGCGCUUGUGUCGCGAAGCAAAUUAUAAAUUACGCUCAACUGUUCAUCUUGCAUCUACUAUGGACUAUGCAAACUGUUUUAAUUUGUUCUCUUAUACUGUAAACAGACUUAACAAUUACGUUUUAUUUUUAAGAAUGAUAAUUUUCGUUUAAAAAUGUUGUAUACAGUGCAACUAUUUUAUAAAAACUGUAGUUUGUGAUAGAAAACAGAUCCAAGCAGACUUGACUUUGAAAACCCUUAACUGCCUUUGAUCCAAAAAAAUAUUUUGAUUUCAGACAUGAUCCCUAUUUUGCUUGCUAAGUUGUGUAACGUUUCUACUCUGAAAGAAAUGGACCGCCAGGAGCUGAUCACCGGUUUUGGAGAGUUGAAACAGAUAGUUGAGAAACAAAUGAAGGAAAGUAGUGUGGAUGUAGUGAAGGCACUUCAAGUUGUAAAACUUUCACAACCUGAAUUUUCUGACAGGUGCCUGGAAGCAGUGUGGAUGUUGUGUGCAAACGUUGAUUCGGAAUGCUUCUUGUUACAAUACAAUAAUGUUCUCACUGACAAGAGAACUAAUUUGAAAUAAGAAAAUUUAGCUACAAUGGCUAUUAUUUCAUUUGAAAGUUAAACGUUGUGUCAAAGUACUUUGCUUCUGAAAUUAUUGGGUUGACUUAAUUUAGAAUCUGAGUUCUUAAACUUGUGUCUUUUUAACCUAUAUUUGUGUAAUUUUAAUUUAUAAUGUUUCAACUGAUGGUGCAAUUAUAUUACAAUGUUCUCUUCAUAUUUCUUAUACUUGAAAUCGCAAAAAUUAAAAAAAAAAUAAACCCGCUUUUAGGUAAAAAUAACACCACUUUUCAUCACAAAAUAAACACACCUUUUGCAUGUCUCUAAUUAUUAGCAAUGAUGGCGUAUACAUACCACCAGAUUUGGUUACUGACAGGUUUAUACAUUGUUCUAUGGACAAUAUUGACUUUUGUGAAGACACCAUUUAUGGAAGAAAGACAUUUCAUGAGACAGCUGUAGCUGUUUACCAAGAUGUAAAAGAGUCAGAUCGGCAUGCUCCAAUAUCAUUGGCCUCAUCAAAUAAUUUGCCAUUACCAAAUCUUGAAGAUGCCUUACCAAAAAUACUGUAUUGUACAAAACCUGCGAACUGGAAUACAUGUUGUCCAGAACCAGUCAUUUCCAACAUUGUCCAAAAAUAUGGUGAAUUACUUAAAAAAGCAAUAUGUUUUGACAGUGUUUGGUUCCUGUUACGAAGAUCCAUAUUGAAUGGUAAUGAUAUAUCUAUAUACUCUGCCACAUGGAUAGGGUAUAACAGCUAUUUAGGAGAUGUUAAAUGUGUUUCCAGAGUUUCAUUGCUGCCAGUAAUUCCAGAGCCUCCAACCAAUAGUUCUGUUCAGUUAACAGUUAUGAGGCUGCUUGAAAAACUAAACAUAUAUGUGAAUAAAACGACAAACAAAGUCGUUGUUACUGCUGACAUGGCAAUUUAUAAACCUUUAAAGCAGUUUGAAAUGGCAAAAGAAGAUUGCAAGGGCAAAUGGAUAUUGAAGCCUGGAGAACUGCACAUAAUCAUAGCUCAACUUAGAACAAUUGGUGGAAUACCAGAGCUGUGGGUGGAAUGUGAUUUGUACUCCUCAGUGACUAUGAAACAAAUACUGGAGGGAAGACAUGUAAGGAGAGCUAUUGAAGCCCAUUUAACAACUGCAACCACAUUAAAUAUUCUUCUUCUAGAAGAAUUUGACAAAGAACGACCGGGAAAAAUUACAUUGUUACAGCCUCUACUGGAUGAACUGGCAGUAAGUUUACAAUCUCACAAUGAAACCAAUAUUAAACAAAAACAUGAUGCGGUAAUGUCUUUCAUUAAAGAAAAUAGGAUACUUGAAGAAAUAAAAAGAUUUGUGAGUUGUAGGAAAUCAGUGGAACCGGUCUUCAAGAUGGCAUGUUCAUGUGUGGAUAUGGUACAGUCUAUGUUGUGCUUUAUCAGAUCUGUUAGAACAUCUUAUUGAAAUCUCAGCCUGGCUGCUCUUCAUGACUUUCUGAAGUAUUUCUUUGCUCUAAAUAGACUAAAUUAUGCAAGGAUGAUUUCACUGUAUCUUGCUGAGAUGUAUAGAUUACAAUCAACAGAUCCAGAUAUCUGGAAAAACUUCAUAGAGGGAAAAUGGGUUGUCAAUCGUAAUGUUGUACCAUUCUGUGCCCUAGGUGCAGAUGAAGCUUUAGAGCACCAAAACUGUAAAUUAUAAGUGAAAGGAGGACUGGUAGGUAUUACACAAAAUUAUAAUGCCAGAAAUAGUUUCUUCCUUGUAAAUCCCUAACUGAACAGAAUUUCAAAUGAGACAGAAAUAUUGCUUGGGAUGAAAACUGGUGGACAGACAAAACACCAUGGGCUUCUAGAUACUGCCCAAAAACGCCAGGAUCGCAAUGUAUUGAAACUCAAAGAUGCAUUUAUAAAUUCUACCAACCCUUUUCAGUGUAAAAACCAACAACUCACCCACAUUCUUACUCAAAGCGUGUUCCCGGAAGAUGUGUAAGAUUUUGUAAGUAACAUAGAAGAAGUGGGUCAAAAGUUAGAGGAAUCUUUUAUGGCAGAGUGUGUAAAUAGCAACAAAACACAAUUUUGGUCUCCAAUGAAGAAAUAUCCCACAAAAACUUGUAAAGCAUCAGCGAAAAAGGUUGAAGUUGUCCUUAAAGACAAAAUAGUAUAUAUGAAAAGAGAUCUCUCACUUAUGUCUAGGCUAUUGAUAGCAUCUCGAAGCAGAGAUGAUAUUGACAUAAAGUUCAAUAUGAGCAACUACGAAUUUUCACCCCUCCCAAAAUAAUUGUUUGCUUGUGAUGGGAAAAUGGAUCAUUGUUCCAACAAAUCAAAUCUUGCAGCGAUUUUGGAGUCAUUGCCCUCAAAUGAAGAACAGAUUGAUAGAAGUUCACCACUAUCACAUCCAAAAGAAGACUAACAAGGAUCGGACAAAAUCGCGGCUAUAUUUGAUGGAAUGGCUCUACUGCCCACUUACAAUAAGCCUAACACAGUAAAAACGUGUCACGAUCUAGGAUUGCACUUAAGCGAGUGGAUUGGUAAAAAAUUCAAUGCCUAUAAUUCAGUACAUAUUGUGUUUGACAUGUAUAAGGACAAUUCAUUAAAAAAUUAAAUGAGAUGUAUUCGGCAACUGAGCAUGAUCCCAUCCGUUACAAAAUAACGCCUGGAAUGAUAGUUAGCAAAACUUCAAUGAAGAAUUUGCUUGCUCAUAAUAAAAACAAAGAUGAGCUAACAGAGUUCCUAUCUAGUCACAUAUUACAAUGGGGAGUGAGCAAUAACAAGACAUAUAUAGUUAGUUGGAGGGAUCAAGCUGCAUCAUCAGAUGGAACAGAUGUUUCAAGCCUUCGGACCACACAGGAAGAAGCAGAUACAAAAAUCAUACUUCACGGAGUAUACGUAUCACAACAUGGAUACAGAACAACGCACGUUUAUUCGCCAGAUAAGGAUGUUCUGGUUUUAGCCUUAAGGCGAUUUCCUCAAAUGACAUUACAAUUUGGAAUUUUCCUUGGCCAGGGUCAUUGGGAUUACUCAAGUCUGCUGCUCUCCCUGGACUUCAUGCCUUAUCAGGUUCAGAUGUCACUGGGUCAUUUGCCAAUAAAGGGAAGCUUAAGUGGUGGAAAGCAUUUAAUUUCAUUAACGAUGACCUACUAGAGGCCCUAGCAAAGCUUGGUACAACACCCACUCUUCCAGAUGAUGUCAGAAACGCUUUGGAGUCAUUUAUUUGUCAAUUAUAUAUUCCAAAAACUACAAUGACUGAGAUUGGAGAUGUGCGAUGGUGGAUUUUCACAAAAAAACAACGUCAAGAUGAAAAUCUUCCACCAACAAAAGCUGCUCUAACUCCAGCACUGUUAAGAGCUCAUCUUCAGGCACUUGAGUGGAAUCAAGAUAUCAAACAAAACCCAGUCAUACCGUCACCACUCAGCUUCGGAUGGACGUACGUUGGAGGAACGAUUGAACCAAUCGUGUGCACCUUGCCUUGUGUUCCAGACCUUAUGGCAGAGCUUUGUAGUUACACUUGCCCCCUACGUCGCUGUUGUCCACCAUGCACCUGUCUCACGUAUGGACUAAAGUGCACAGAAAUGUGUACAUGUGAAGGCGAUCCAGAACUAUAUGGAAACUCUAAGGAUACAGAAGACAUAGAUGAAUGCAAUGAAUCAACUAUAGAAAGUGAUGACGAGAUUUAGAAUGUAGAUUUUAUUUGAUAAACCUUGCUUUAGUAAAAUGCAGUAGACGUAUGUUAGAUAUUUUUGUAAACUUUGAAGUCUACUUAUGUUUUAGAUAAUGUAAUUAAUUUGAAAAAGUUAGUAUUUUUUCUUUAAAGAAAAAAACACUGUGUACUUUUUGGAAAACCAAAUCAUAAAUUAUUCAUUUAAAAGCCGAAUUUCUGUGUUAGUGGUCAGCCGUACACAAAAUACCCUAAGAACAUGUUUUGUGUAUAAUUUAAUACUGAAUAAUUUUUGUAAGAAGUCGCUUUGUCGUAAAUAUUGUAUUUUGCGAGCUAAACAUGAAAAACCAAUACCAUGUACGGCAGAGUGGCUGCCAUUUUGUUUUUUGUGUAUAAGAUUAAUCUGCCACUAGUGUCUCCUGUCCACCAUACAAAUACUGAUUCUCCAUGUUAUAACGAAGAGAUUAAUACCACUCCCAUGCUUGUAUCAUCAAAAAUCCCACGGGACAUAGUUUUUGUACAUUUGCAAGCGCACUAUGAUUGUUAAGUUCUGAUACUGUAUUUAUGUCACAACUUAGCCGAAAUACUGGUACGAGACAAACUUCACAAGAUAAAAUGAGGAGUCUUGGUAACUGUUUUAUACGUAUUUUAUAAUUUCGGAAGUAUUGUAUAGUUGACGCAUAUUUUUUAAACAAACAAUUUAUUUCUGGGGAUCGUAAUUAAUUAAUUAUUGGUAUCAAGACAUCAAGAUGAACGUAAACUUGAACAUGUCACGGCAGCGAGAAAACUGGUGUGUAUACCAAUAAACUGGUAUUAGAACUUGACCAAACUGGUACACGGGAGGUGGAGCUUAUAUUUUUUUCCGUUAAGCUCGCAUCUAUUGGCUGGCUGCUGAUGGAAGGUCACGAGUCUGGGCGGAGCGUUGAGUGAGUUAUACUGCGCAUGCGCAGCUCAGUGUACAAAGAGAGCCAGCCGGCACGCCGUAACAGCAGCUGAUCGAGUACAAUGACCUUUCUCUGCGCACAGCGCGCUAUUGACGGUGAAUUUCCAUCAAUUUGCGGCACUUUUUUUAAUUUUUUUUUACUGUGGUGCAAUGCGUAUGUGUAAUAAAUUACCGGUGCGACCUAUAUGGGGGGAAUCUUAACUACCAAAUUCAAGACCUCAAAUUAUGGGUGCGAUCUAUCUGCGAUGGCGACCUAUAUGCGAGUAAAUACGGUAUAUACUGUUUUUGUUGUGUUUAAGCAACACAAUGUUUUGAAUGGGUUUUGGUGUUUCAAAUUUAUCUUCCUGGCCCGUUUUGGUAUUGAUUACCUUAAUAUGUGUUUGAUAGAUUUCCUUAGCUGCCUGUAAUAUAGGUUCUGUUAAUACAUAGUCCUUACUCAUGUUUGUUUGUAGAACUUUUUCUUUGUUCAAGGUGGGGUUACCUAGAUUUUCGUAAACGUUUUGUAGUCAUUGCAGUUUCUGUGAAAAUAUUUAGCAAUAGUGGUAUGUAUCUCACUUUCUUUGUUUUCGUCCAGGAAUAAUGCAUCUACAAGAGAAUGAAAAAUUGAUUUGGAUUGUCCAUGGCCAGGUAUUACUAUAUAUUCCUUAUUUCCCACACAUCUUUUCGUCCGUUGUUGGCACACGUGAUAGUGCGUCUGGAAUUUUAUUAUUCACGCCUUUAACUAUUUUUGCUUUGAAAUCAAACUCCGCAACUGAUGUGACAAAUUUUUGUAUCCGCUUAUGAUGUUCUGUCAUGCUUCUUAAGUAUAUCAGACUAGCAUGGUCUGUCUCAAUAGUAAAAUGUCUGCCAUAUAGAUAUUGCUUAAACAGAUGGCAGAAGUAUUUUAUUGUGCCUAGUUCGUGUUCUGUUGUUGAAUGGUGAGUUUCACUUGGUGUAAGUUUCGUAGACGCAAAUGCUAUAAUGCGACGUUUUCCGUGUUCAUCCUUUUGCAUUAAGGUUGCUCCUAUCGCCGUUUGUGAUGCGUCACAUGCUAAAAUAGUUUCUCUGGUUUCAACAAAUUUUUCUAAAAGUGGUACGGCUGAGACUGCCUGUUUUGUUUGAAGGCAGUUUGCUGCUGUACCCCCCAUUGGAGGUGCACUUGCAUUUUUGUAAUCUCUAUUAGUGGCUCUGCUACAGUUGCAUAGUUUUUUAUAUACCUCCUCAAAUACGAAGUCAUACCCAGAAAUGACAGCAGCUGUUUUUAAUGUUUUUUGGCUGUGUCAUAUGCUUAAUGGCUUCCACCUUGUCUGUAUCUGGUUUGAUUCCGUACAGUGUUGUACAAUGUCCCAAUAUUUUUAUUUCAUCCUGCGCAAAUUUCCAUUUGGCAGGAUUAAUGUUUACUUAAAACUCGUAUGUUGAAUAUAUCCUGCAAAUUUUGUAGGUGUUCAUCGAACGUGUCCCACAUUGCAAAAAUAUUGUCCGCAUAUGCUAUCACGGAGUGCCAUCUAAUUGGUUCUAAUAAAAUAUCAAUAAACUCUUUGUAAUAACUGGUGAGUUCGAAAGCCCCAUUGGCAUCCUGUUAUAGUGGUUAAGCCCUAUUUUGUCAAUAGUGAAGGCUUACUUAUUUUCCUUCCGUACAGGUAUGGUAUAAAAUCCUGAAAAUAGGUCUAGCGAUGUGAUGUAUCGUGAAUUUUGUAAUGCCUGAAGUAUAUUGUCUGUUCGUGAUGUAGGGUACGACAUUUUGUUGACCAAUUUAUUUAGAAGGUGAAAAUCUGUGAGAAAGCGUAUUCCGCCACUUUUCUUUUGUAUCACAAAUGGUGGUGCUGCGUAAGCACUGUCCGACCGCUCAAUAAUUCCAACUGCCUCCAUUUGCUGCACCUGUGUUACUAACGCAUCUCUAACUUUUGGUGCAAUUCUAUAUGGUCUUGUGUGGAUUGGUUUGCCUGUUAUUAAAUCAAUUUUUAUUUGAUAAUGUUUUGUUUCUGUUAUAUCUUGAAUUUUGUAUGCAAAGUGAUCUUCAUUUUCUUUUAUGAUCUGCCUUAACUUCACUUGUUCCUGCUGCGAUAGCUUUUUAUUGAUACCUUCGUAUGGUGACUUCGCUUGUUCUACCUGAAUUUCUUCUGCUCUACGAAUGCAUUUUUUUAACGAACCCACAUAUGUUUGUGGGUCCUCAUUUACCAUCUGUAUUUGAAUCAGUUUCUGGGAUUUUGCUGUUUCCAUUACAAUUAUUCCUUCCUUCAUAAAUGGUACCAUGUUGUACUGCUUAAGAAAGUCACAAGGAUUAUAUCUAAACUUAGGUUUUUGAUUACUAGAAAUGUAUGUGUUUAUGAAUGUCCUUGUAUAAUAAAUGUUAAUUUAACCUGGUGUGUGGGGGUCGGAAGUGAUUCUGUAGCUCCUACGAGUGUAAUGUUUUCUUUCAAUGGUUCCAUUAUUUGGCUCGUGACUAUAGUGGGUGUGAUGCAACUACGCAUACUACCGGUGUCUAUCAGUGCAAUCCUAGUUGCGUCUCUUAGUUUGACAACAACCUUAGGCAUUCUUCGUGUUUCAUUUUGUUGUUCCCGUAUAUGGCCAGCUGAUUUUCUCCCCUUCUCGCUACGACCUUGUUCUUCUGACUUGUUACCUCCCCUCUUGCUGUGGUUCGCGUUCUGAGGUGCGCCGUGUCUGAUGUCGCUGUGUCAUCGGGUUCGCUGCGGCCUUUCCUAUGCACGCCGAGCUCUCUCCGUUUCGACGUCAGGUGUUUGUUUUGUAAGCCAAGCUUACGUUGGAAUUCCUUGAACCUUUGCGACACAUUUGUAUGCCACUAGAAAUCUUCAGUGGGAAAUAAUGGGUUUUGAUUAAAUGAUUACCUGUGUAAAAACACAUUGCACAUGUAUCCUGGGAUUUGCGGUGUCUUUUUAUAUGUACACUCGGUGCUGGUUUCUCGUUCUUUGAUGAAAUCGUUCUGCCAUCUUGUUAUGACUCUUGGGUUUUUUCUUGCUCAAUAUUUUCCAUUUGAGCUUGCCCAUUAAUUUAUUGGUUUUUCUUGUAUUCUGGAAUUAUUCCUGUUUCUCGUACAUAGUUUUGCUUUUUAUGUAACGUUAGGGUUCUUGAAAAUGUUAUUUCACUUACAGGCUCUUCAUGUGCCAUUCUUUUGGGCGUCUGUUUCAUCAUUACUUUAUAUUGAUUACUAUACAGGGAAAUACAUUUAUUGUCAGGCGUAGCAUUUUACCUGCUAAUUUGAGCAUAGCUACUUUUUGUUUGCGAUCAAUUUCCGUUAGUUUGCUUUUGCUUUGGGAGUGUGGAAAUCACUCUUUUCACUCCCUGCCAUGCUCGUUUUUUGAGUGGUGUUCGUAUGACCUGUCGUUAUUUGUGUAUUUACUAUUUCCCCAAUUUCUAUCUCCAUUCUCACUUCUAUAACCUCUAUUUAUACUCCUCCAUUGUCUGUCUUUGUAUCGUCUUCGUCCAUCAAACGUCUUCUUGUUUGUCUCUUCCUUUCUCCUUUCAGUUCUUCGUGUAUUUUGCGCCUUUUUUCAUAAUUCGCACGCUUCUCUUUUCUGGGACUCUCGCUAUCGUAUCGCCUCCGCGACUGCCUGUAAUGCGUCUGUUGCGUAUUGUCUCGGGUGUGCUGUCACUGUGCGCAACUGUUAUUAUGAGAGACUGGGGCGGUUAGCUUCUGAAUACCGACCUACCUGUACUGAAUGUUCUACCUCUGACUCUUUCCUCUGCGGGCCUCUGCUUUGGCAUGCUUAUGUUUUUACGUGUGUGUCUCACUGUGUGUUCCGUUUCAGACUGACUUUGUCGAUUUUUAGAUUACGUAGUUCUUCUUUCAGAUGAUUUAUUUCUUUUUCUGAGAACUCCGUAGUAUGAGCUGUGUUCGAUAUUGGCUUUGUAUUUGCUAUUUCCCACUUCUGUUUUUUCUCAAACAUGCCUUCAUGUCGUCUAAUGUACGAAUGUCUUGCAAGAUCAGUUUGUCUACAACAGAUGGUAAUAAUGAAUUCCACAAAA